Messenger RNA from Orbilia oligospora ATCC 24927, 1410 nucleotides. RefSeq lists its product as uncharacterized. NCBI's taxonomy places the organism in Eukaryota, Fungi, Ascomycota, Orbiliomycetes, Orbiliales, Orbiliaceae. The record is from RefSeq and is a predicted model, not a curated record. Bases 1 to 1410 code for a protein of 469 amino acids. The transcript has a single exon.
AUGAAGUCCACAUUAGCGGGUCUAGCCACCCUCAUCUCGUUCGUUACUUCCGUCUCCGCCCACGGUUUCGUAACCGAAGUCCUCAUCAACGGCAAAUCCUACCCAGGUUUCGACCCAUACAACGGCAACUACGCCGAUGGAAUAACCCAACCCUGGGCCUCACAGCAAGGCGCCAACGCCGACGGUCCUGCCAUCCUCCGUUUCGAAAACUCUCUAUUAUGUCAAAACGGUGCCAAACCCGCUCGACAAACUGCCGCUGCCCCCGCGGGUAGUAAGAUAACCUUCCAUUGGAACCAAUGGCCCGAAGCCCACAAGGGUCCCAUCUUAACAUACCUAGCCGAAUGUGGCGGCGACUGCAGUGCUGUGGAUAACCUACAACUCAAAUGGUUUAAAAUCGAAGAAGCUGGACUUCUCGACGCCGGCCAGAAUACCUGGGCGACGGAUUUGAUGAUGAAGCAGGGUGAUGCUUGGAAUAUUCAACUACCAAAGAAUAUAAAAUCAGGGAAUUAUAUCAUGAGACAUGAGAUGAUUUCGUUGGAAAGUACAAAUUCUGCGGAUGGAGUGCAGUUUUAUCCUACUUGUUUCAACUUGGAGAUUACAGGUGGCACGGGACAGUCGAAUCCGCAGGGUGUAUCUCUCCUACAGGCUUAUCAACGUGGUGCAUCCGGUUUGAACGUCGGUACUAAGAGGGGGGAUCCGGCCGUUUAUAGCUAUAGCUUGCCCGGUCCGUCUAUCGAUGGUAAUAUCGGUGCUACGGCUUAUAACAUGGUGAACACCGGUGCUAGUUCCAAUGGUAGACAGCAUAUCUAUCCGAACGCCAACAAGGACCCCUACGCCACUAGCGGACAACAGCCAAGUUAUGAUUCCUCAGCCGGGAAGAAUACAUACGGGCAGCAGCCGGAAAAUAAAAAUACCGCUCCAAACUACGAGACCCCACAGACCAACAAUAAUAACAAUAACAAUGGCAACUACAACAACGGUACUCCCGCACCUAAGGAAACUCCACAAACGGGUUCUAGAGCCGGUGAUGCAAACCGUAAGCAUUGUGACGAUGGUAUUCAAGUCUGUAGGGAAGAACAGGCGAGAAGACAGCAGAAGUUCAAGCGUGGAAGUAUCGUUGCUCGUACUCCUCAGGAUCAAAGCUACAGACUUGAAUACUGCUAUCAAAAGUGGGAGGUCUGCCUCUAUGCUGCUCUUGGUCAAAAACAGCCUCCACUUCCUGCGGCCAAUAACAAUGGUUACCAACAGGCCAAUAACAAUGGUUACCAACAGCCAGCAAGCAACAGCAAUGGAUACGAGCAACAAGCCAGCAAUCAGGGUCAAUAUGGGUCAAACAGCGGAUACCAGCAACCUCAAUCCAACCCUUAUGAGUACCAGCAAUCCAAUGCUGGCUACAACAGCUACUAUUAG